CGCCGCCGCACACGGAGACAUGUACCCGGGAGCCCCCUCCGCCGGACCCGUGCUCACACCUCCUCCCCCAUUGCCACCACCAAUACAGGGAUAUGCCUUCAAACCUCCUCCUCGACCGGAUUUUGGCACUUCUGGGAGAACAAUCAAACUGCAGGCCAACUUCUUUGAAAUGGACAUUCCUAAAAUAGAUAUCUACCAUUAUGAAUUGGAUAUAAAGCCAGAGAAAUGUCCUAGAAGAGUUAACAGAGAAAUAGUGGAGCAUAUGGUUCAGCACUUUAAAACCCAGAUUUUUGGGGAUCGCAAACCAGUGUUUGAUGGAAGAAAAAACCUUUAUACAGCUAUGCCACUUCCCAUUGGGAGAGAUAAACAGGUGGAGCUGGAGGUCACGCUGCCAGGAGAAGGAAAGGACAGAAUCUUUAAGGUGGCUAUCAAGUGGAUGUCCUGUGUGAGUUUGCAGGCUUUACAUGAUGCUCUCUCUGGCCGGCUGCCCAGUGUCCCCUUUGAGACCAUCCAGGCCCUGGAUGUGGUGAUGAGGCACUUGCCUUCCAUGAGGUAUACUCCUGUGGGGAGAUCUUUCUUUACAGCAUCAGAAGGGUGCUCAAAUCCUUUGGGUGGUGGCAGAGAAGUUUGGUUUGGCUUCCAUCAGUCAGUCAGACCUUCAUUAUGGAAAAUGAUGUUAAAUAUUGAUGUAUCUGCAACUGCAUUUUACAAAGCACAGCCAGUUAUUGAGUUUGUCUGUGAAGUUCUGGACUUCAAAAGUAUUGAAGAACAACAAAAACCUCUGACAGAUUCCCAAAGGGUAAAGUUUACCAAAGAAAUAAAAGGUCUGAAGGUGGAGAUAACACACUGUGGACAAAUGAAAAGGAAGUACAGAGUGUGCAAUGUCACCAGACGACCAGCAAGUCACCAAACAUUCCCACUUCAGCAGGAGAAUGGACAAACCGUUGAAUGCACUGUAGCUCAGUAUUUUAAGGACAGACAUAAAUUAGUUUUACGCUACCCUCACCUUCCAUGUUUACAAGUUGGACAGGAGCAGAAACACACAUACCUUCCUCUGGAGGUGUGCAACAUAGUGGCAGGACAAAGAUGCAUAAAGAAGCUCACUGACAAUCAAACUUCCACUAUGAUUCGAGCCACUGCCAGAUCAGCCCCAGACCGACAGGAAGAGAUCAGCAAACUGAUGCGGAGCGCGAGUUUUAACACUGACCCUUACGUCCGAGAGUUUGGGAUAAUGGUCAAGGAUGAAAUGACAGAUGUGACUGGCAGAGUCCUACAGCCUCCCUCAAUCCUCUAUGGAGGCAGGAAUAAAGCAAUUGCUACACCAGUGCAAGGUGUCUGGGACAUGAGAAAUAAACAAUUUCACACUGGAAUUGAAAUAAAGGUUUGGGCAAUUGCCUGCUUUGCUCCCCAGCGCCAGUGCACUGAAGUUCAUCUUAAGUCCUUCACAGAACAGCUACGGAAGAUUUCCAGGGAUGCUGGAAUGCCAAUCCAGGGGCAGCCCUGCUUCUGUAAAUACGCCCAGGGAGCCGACAGCGUGGAGCCCAUGUUCAGACACCUCAAGAACACUUACACUGGCCUGCAGCUUGUCGUGGUCAUUUUGCCAGGAAAAACACCAGUCUAUGCGGAGGUGAAGCGCGUUGGUGACACGGUGCUGGGAAUGGCCACUCAGUGUGUGCAGAUGAAAAACGUCCAAAGAACAACACCACAAACUCUGUCCAACCUCUGCUUAAAAAUAAAUGUCAAAUUAGGAGGUGUAAAUAACAUUCUACUGCCACAGGGAAGACCCCCUGUAUUCCAGCAGCCUGUCAUAUUCCUUGGUGCAGAUGUAACUCACCCACCAGCUGGGGAUGGGAAAAAGCCUUCCAUUGCUGCAGUUGUGGGAAGCAUGGAUGCUCAUCCCAACCGUUACUGUGCCACUGUGCGGGUGCAGCAGCACCGCCAGGAAAUCAUCCAGGAUUUGGCUGCCAUGGUCAGGGAGCUGCUGAUCCAGUUCUACAAAUCCACGAGAUUCAAACCAACUCGCAUCAUCUUCUACAGGGAUGGUGUUUCUGAGGGCCAGUUCCAGCAGGUUCUCCACCACGAGCUGCUGGCUAUCAGGGAGGCUUGCAUUAAACUGGAGAAGGAUUAUCAGCCUGGCAUCACAUUUAUAGUGGUGCAGAAGAGGCACCACACCAGACUCUUCUGCACGGAUAAAAACGAACGGGUUGGAAAAAGUGGAAACAUUCCAGCUGGUACCACAGUGGACACAAAAAUCACCCACCCCUCAGAGUUUGACUUCUACCUGUGUAGUCAUGCUGGGAUUCAGGGGACAAGCAGACCUUCCCACUACCACGUGCUCUGGGAUGACAAUCGCUUCUCGUCGGACGAGCUGCAGAUCCUCACCUACCAGCUGUGCCACACGUACGUGCGCUGCACGCGCUCCGUCUCCAUCCCUGCUCCAGCAUACUAUGCACACCUGGUGGCCUUCAGAGCCAGGUACCAUCUGGUGGAUAAGGAGCACGACAGUGCUGAAGGAAGCCACACUUCUGGCCAGAGCAAUGGCAGAGAUCACCAAGCACUUGCUAAGGCAGUCCAGGUGCACCAGGACACGCUGCGCACGAUGUACUUUGCUUGACAUGUUUUAAUGUUCAGUGGCUCCGGACAAGGCAGAGUUGGAUUCACACCAGACCAGCUGCACUUAGACCAACAGAUGCCCCAGCCCAGGGACAGCCAGCAAUGAGUGAUGCAUCUUUUUUCUUUCUUUCUUUCCCAUUUGCAAGGAAGCCUUCCGUCCAGAAUUUCAGACUUGAUCACAAACUGCAUUCUUGUACAAACCCCACUGUUGUCAGAAAUGUGGUUUGCCAAAAAUCUCUGAGCUGCUUGGUAUAAAACAGACCCAGAUUUUAUAAUUAAAUCAAGAGCUGCAAUCUCAGGGCUUAGGGAAGAAAAGCAAAAAACCAAACCAACAACCCAACCCACAAAACUGUUCAUUCAGUUAGCUGUUCAUUGAGUUGCUUUUGAUAAUUUGAAAAGAUCUAAUUCAUACUGAGGUUUGAUGAGCUAAAACGCUGUGAGUCAGCAUUUAGUACAAAGAAAAGCAAAGCAUAUGUUGAGUAUUUAUGAAGCCUUGAUUAUUCUAGAUGCAUUUACAAAAUUUUUAUUUUCAAAAUAAGAGCGUGACAAACUUCUGGUUUCUAACUGUCUUAUAAAGAUUAUUCUCAAAUUAGUCUCUGUGUGUCUAAGGGCAAAUGUAUUUUCUGAAGCUUGUUCUUGAAUGUUUUUUAUUGUGCUGCAUUUUAAAAUGUUUUUCGUAGACUAAAGAUGAAUUUAAAAAAAAAAAAAAAAGAAAAACAAUAAGCCUGUACCUAAGCUUUUAAUAUCUCCAGUUGGAUUGGCAGAGGAAAAUGUGCCAUUUAAAAAAAUUUGUAUAGAUUUUUUUAAAGUCAUACUGACAGCUAACUUUAGGAUUUGUCAUACAGGACUGUGACACUUACUUUCCAAAGUCUCUAAAGAAUACGGGUCUGUGGUGAUAAAUACAGUACAAUCCUUUUUCACUGUUGUUUGAGUUAAUGUAAAUUUUAUAUAUGUUUCACAGUAUUAAUGUGAUAGACUAGAUGCUAUUAUUUAUUUUUAUUUACUAAGGAGUGCUCAUUAUACUUCUGUUAACAUAUCAAGAAUGCUUUGAACUUAGAAAGUAAAAUCCUUUUUGUGGGGACAUUACUCUUCAAAUGCAAAAAAAAAAAAUAUAUGCAAUCGACGUGGUGAGAGGAGAAAGAUGAUGCAGCCAGUGUCUGUUGUAGCUUGGGAUUUGCAGAAAGGCUUUUUCAUUGUGCACACAGCACAGCAGGUUUUACCUCUGCGGUUCAGACGCACACAAGACCAACAUUCUACAUUCGUUCAAGCACAAAACAACUGUAUUUUAUUUAUAUGUUUAGUAGUGUUAAGCAGGAGCUCUGCUAGAGGAGAGUGGCUCUCUGGAAGUUAGGCAGAAUUCAGAGAAUCUAUGCAGUAAAGAGAAAAACUAGGAAACUGAAGUUUACUUAGGGAAGGAGGUGAAACUCUCUUCAUUAUGCAUAAGAGAUCCGUAGGAAACGUGAGAGUUUUGCCAUUCUCUUAGGAGAAGCAUUAAUUAAAACUGAUACUUAUUAGACAGAUGCUUCUAUUAGUUUGCACACUGGAUUCAUAAAAACCAUAACACACACGUAAACCAUUGCACUAAUGACGAUGCCAUGAGCAGGUUUAGGAGAAAAUGGAAAAAGCCCAGGAAAGUUGUUUAUGCUGACUUGAUCUUGUUUGUUUUCCAUGGGAUAACUGAAAUAAGAUGCUGAGAGGCAGGUUAGAAAACCUUCAUUCUCUUCCACUGAUGGAUUUUGCUUUGUCUUUUCCCUUUUCUCCAAGCAGCUGCUCAGUCUCUGUUUGGACACUUUUACCUCUGGCCACUGGGAUGUUGGAGUAGCUUUAACCCAUGCAGAGCUCUGGGCCACAGAGCAGAUCAGCUGCAACCAGGUGAUGUUGGAUAAGCUAGAAAAUGCCCAACCCGUGCUGCAUAAAGACUUUUAGGUACAUAAUUCCAGUUCAGAUCUUCACCUUGUAGCGGUGUGUUGGUUGUUGGUAUUUUGUAGGUGAAAUGUAGAACCUGUUAAUGGAAUAAUCAUAUUUGUACUAUUCUAAUUGGGUGAUUUGGCUGCUGGCUCAGAGUGUCUUCUUGGUCGUAGUUCUAUAAAUUCAGAUUUCUGUAAAUUUGAAGCAAAUCCUAGGUAGCAUUGUCUGUCUUGCUGUGUGCCAGCGAGGUUGUACCUACCUCCCCUCAAGUACCCCUAAGCUGCAGAUCCUCCCCAUGGUGGGUGUGUUGCACUUCUCUCUGUUUCCUUCAGAGCUUUCCUAUUUCAGUGAAAAUAUUCAUUUGGCAGAGUUUUAUAUAAGAAUUAUUUUUAUAUGAAUUCUUCUUAUCAAAUAGGAUAAAGAGCAUCCAUUUUAAGACAUCAUUUAACUUAUUUGCUGUCUGUUAUGCAGAGACCUCUUGGAUGUGAAAUUCAUCCCCCUCUUUCCAUGCAGAUCUGGGACAAUGGAAUUGUACAGCUGGUCAGAUGGGGUGUGAGGAGGGCAGGAUCUGUCUUGACCUCAAAUCUCAUUUCUGAAGCAGCCUGGGACUGCAUUGCAUCCUAUUUAAGAUGUUUCCUUUGUGAGAAAAGGAGUUUUAGGCAGGCCCUUAAUCUGAGAGUAGUUGUUGUUUGUGGAUCCUCUUGGAAGGAGCAGAAAUUCUGCGUAGCUUUCCUUCCCUAAGUAUGAAGAACUUGGGAUGUUUAUGUGCAUUUCAGGACAUUUUAACCUUUUACAGAUCUUUCUAGGCCUCUAAUACUGCUAAUUCUUUAUGCCCUGUGUCUCCCUCCUUUUCCCUCCCACCAGUGGUGAAUUAGUGAAUAAUUUAAAGCAUUAACCCCCCCCCAGAAAAACUGAUUAGGUAUUACUUUGUAAAGUACAGCAUGCUGGCAGUCCAGCACCUCUCUUUCUGAGAAUACUUGUAAUAUAAAUUACAUAUUCAAAAAUAUCUCCUGUCUAAAAAAGCCACCACAAACACCUAAAAUCCUAGUAUUAUUUUUUUAUUCUGUACCUCCCACAUGUCUGGUGUAGAACAGCAACAUCUCAGGUCAACACAAAGCUUAAGAAGUCUCAGUCUCCUCCAGGUUGCUGGUGGAGAAGUGCCAGCUGAGGUCACAAUUCUUGAGUCUCUGGGUCACUGUGCAGGUCAGGUCAGCAAUAACCAAAUUUGUGCUACUCUCAGGCACUUGGGGCAUUUUCCAGCCCAUGCAAAGGAGCCCCACUGCACAACCCCCCCAAAACAGCAUCAGCAAGUGUGAAAUGCUCCUCUUGGGAGGUGACAAGUACUAUCAGAAGAUACGAAAUAAUUAAAAGUUUGUCUUUUUUUCCCUGAUGUGCAAAAUGUAAUGCAAUAAUGAGGUUUGCUUGGUGGUGGAAAUCUCUGCUCCAGUGGCUGAACAGAGUAAUGAGUCUGCUCCAUCUGUUCAGCACCCAGGAAACAACUGAGCUGAUCCUUAGGAGUAAAUGUCCUGUUGGGAAAUGCUGGAAGGAGGUGGAUUUGUCUCUGCCUUUAUGUGGCAUUUAAGACAGCCCUAUGCAAUUAAACACUUGUGUGUGUGUGAAUGCACUGAUGUACAGAGUGAGAUCACUUGUUUUAUUAGAGCUCCUUAUUUUGGCUUGGUUUGCUUUAGAAUAUUUGACUUUGUGAAUUACAAUCAAUGAUCUUCCAUGUUCCAGAUGCUUUGGCAUAGGAAUUCCCUUGUUUCUUGAUCUGUCAGGUAACAAAUACCUUUGAUCUCCAUCCAGGCCCCCAGGCAGCGUUUCCUGAUUGUAAAAGCAAAAAGGUUGUGAAGGUUUGGCUUUAAUUCUGCCUCUCUUAGUAACUCCUGCAGCCUUUAUCUGUUGUAACAGAGUCUAGUUCUUGUUGAAUCAUUUUUGUAACAUAACACAAGAGGUUUUUCCACAAGGAUUUUCAAAUUAAAACUUCUGGAGAGUAGGUGUGAGGAGUUGAGGGUUUUUUUUCUGAGAAGAUUGACGUUUCUAAGAUGCUUCUAAGUUUUUCUCUCUGACUAAAGUUGUUCUUGUAUGUGCCCAAAGGCUUUUGAUUAAAUAGCACACUCAGUCAAAUAAGCAUCACUGGUGGCGUAAAUAACCCAUAAGGGACUUUUUUUUUUUUUUAAAGACAUCUUUUACACAUUAACUUAAUGAAUGUAAGAAGAGUUCUCAAUUAUUUUCACACUUGAGACCAGUGUAAUUAAACUCACUUGUUUUCCUAUUUUUAAUACUCUUCUUCUGCCAUAGCAUCUCUCUUUGUGUGGCUUUCCCCAUUCCUAAUGCAAGGCAGUCCUUUGUUUUGUACUUUUAUAUUCCAUUUGGUAACAUGCUUCUUGAUGCACAGAUGCCAUCUUUCUUAAGGAAAACU
Sturnus vulgaris (Common starling) is the source of this 6940-nucleotide messenger RNA. It is a transcript of the gene AGO2, whose product is annotated as argonaute RISC catalytic component 2. NCBI's taxonomy places the organism in Eukaryota, Metazoa, Chordata, Aves, Passeriformes, Sturnidae. The record is from RefSeq and is a predicted model, not a curated record. Gene Ontology annotation, molecular function: RNA binding; endoribonuclease activity, cleaving siRNA-paired mRNA; protein binding. Gene Ontology annotation, cellular component: RISC complex. Gene Ontology annotation, biological process: regulation of DNA-templated transcription; regulatory ncRNA-mediated gene silencing.